This is a messenger RNA of Lagenorhynchus albirostris (white-beaked dolphin), 6956 nucleotides long. RefSeq names its product PHD and ring finger domains 1 (gene PHRF1). The transcript is spliced from 18 exons. The record is from RefSeq and is a predicted model, not a curated record. Bases 1871 to 6751 code for a protein of 1626 amino acids. NCBI's taxonomy places the organism in Eukaryota, Metazoa, Chordata, Mammalia, Artiodactyla, Delphinidae.
GCUGGCGGGCGGCGGUGACCGCCUGCGGGCGCGGGAGGCCUCGCGCAGAGGCUGGGAGGCCCCGGGCUUGCAGGCGGGUUUCCGGGGGGGCGCCUUCCUAGAGCGAAGUGUGACCGUUUGCUAACUCGUUUCCAGCUCCUGGUCGUCUUUGCUUUCAUUGGCUUCGCCAGUGUUUCGACAGGCCUGUUUGGUUGACGGGAUGGUUUCCCGUUCUUUAACUCACGUAGUUUUCACAGCAGUCUCUCGGGACUAGGUAUUGGCCUUCCUGUUUUACAUACAUAGAAUGGAGCCCGGAGAGGUUAAGUAACUUGCCAACGUCACACAGCUCCUGAGUGCGGAGCCAGGGCACUGUGUUAACCCUAGCCCUGAUUCCUGGCCCAUGUUUUUUUUUUAAUAACAAGGAUUGUUUUACAUUCUUGUCAACUUUGGCUUUUAUAUACUUAUCUUGUUUCUGCAGCAGCAGCAAGAUGGUAGUCAGCCUGUGAGCCACAUUUUGGCCAGUGGUCACUUGGACAGAACCUGAGGCUGAAGUGAGGUUUGACUUGGGACAUAGCACACCUUCCCUCUCCCUGGACCACUCAGUAUUUUUUCUUAGGAGAAGAAUGUUGUGUCAGAAUGACAACAGCUGGUUCCUUUUUUUGCGCUAGGCUGGUGGCAAGGCCGUGACAGGGCCAGCCUGGCUUUGGUUCUCUUAGCAGCCUCCCAGCAUGGACUCUUGGUGUCUGUCUCAACCCUGCCAAGACCUUGCUGGGCCCUAGCUUUUAGACUUCCGUUGCAGUUUACAGUUUCGAGGUCUUGUAUCCUCUGUGGCAGACGAUGAAUGAAAGUUGAGAGUUGGCCCCGUAUGAGACAUUGGACCGGGCAGGCUUGCUCAGGGCCUGGUGAUGGGCAGUCAGGUUCUGGUCCUGGCAUAGCUGCCGGUGACCAUACCGGAAGGUCUUUUGGUUCCUUAGUGAUGGUUGGGAUUGCAGGUGCUUUGAGUCCCUGAAUUUGAAAAGAGAGGGAAAUACUCUUUCUGGUUUAAAUUUUUCCCCAGGUUCCCUUAAAUCUGAAGGCUCGGCAGGAGCACCACAGUGCUGCGGGCGCUGCCGAAGGUGGCCAGCAGCCGGGGGGCUGUGGGCUUUCCCACAGAAAGGGCUUCCUGGCCAUUGGUCUGGGACAUAUGAGCAGAGGUGGGGAUGGUGGAUCUGAGCAGGCGUGUCUGAGCUGGGGCUGCUGGUGGGGCCAGUAGGUGCUAAGCCAGGGUCCCACUCGCACAGUGUUCUGAGUGCAGGGUUCCUUACAGAGGAAGGGGGGGGCCGGGGCUUGCUAACGGUGGUCUCUUCCUUCGUGGUCGCACAGCGCUUGCCCUGGAAAGCACCUUCAGAGGCUAGCCGGCUCUUUUCCCUGGGCGCUGGCAGAAGUUACUGUGUACGAUGAUGCAGGAAGGGAGGGCUGUCGGGAGGCCUGGAGGUUCUCCUCGCAGCUGUGAAGCACAGGGCUCUCGGGACUGAUCCCCACAGGUGCAGGGACACGGGGAGUCAGUCAUCCUGAUUCCGGAGUUGGUGUCUCAGGCAAGCCAGACCCCAUCGUGGCCGCACUGACCUCCUACAGCUCUCUGAGCCAGGCCCUGCCACUGCCCCUGGCAGGCAGGCCUAGGUCUCAGUCACCAAGGGAGAGGCCAGGGGUUAUUUGUUUGUGCUCUUGACCUUUUGCGUGUGAACUGUCCCUGGCUGUGCUCUGUCGUCUCUUUGGGGGGUUACAUUUUCUGAUUUUUUUCCUCGGUAGGUUCCUGGGUGUGAGUAUUUACCUCCUUCAUAGGCUGUGCUUCUCCAGGGCAGGACCCGUGCUGCACACAGUAGGGGCAGUAGCUGAGCUCCAAUGUCCAGCAAUGGAUGACGACAGCCUGGACGAGCUUGUGGACCGAAGCCCGGGGCCCGAUGGCCACCCGAGACUCCGUCCUGCCGCCCUGACCAGCGAUGCUGAAGACAGCAGUGAUGCCCACAGUGGGGGCUCUGAGGACGACACGUGCACUGAGCACAGUGAUGGCGACGAUGAGGAGGGGCACCUGGAAGACGGAUCUGGUUCCGAGGAUUCCGAAGAAGACGGCGACGAUGUGGACACGUUAGCAGCAGCAGCGGCUACUCGGGGGGCGCUGGAAGCCAGCGGUGCAUUUAACUCUGAUGAUGAUUCGGAGAGCUGCCCGAUCUGUCUUAAUGCUUUCAGGGACCAGGCUGUGGGGACACCCGAGAACUGUGCCCACUACUUCUGCCUCGAUUGCAUCGUGGAGUGGUCCAAGAAUGCCAAUUCCUGUCCAGUUGAUCGAACUAUAUUUAAAUGUAUUUGUAUUCGAGCUCAAUUUGGCGGUAAAAUCUUGAAGAAGAUCCCAGUGGAGAGCGCCAGGCUUGGGGAGGAUGAGGAUGAAGACCCGACCUUCUGUGGGGUGUGCGGCAGGAGCGACCGGGAGGACCGUCUGCUGCUCUGCGACGGCUGCGACGCUGGGUACCACAUGGAGUGUUUGGACCCCCCUCUCCAGGAGGUGCCAGUGGACGAGUGGUUCUGUCCGGAAUGUGCUGCCCCCGGGGCCGCCCCUGCUGCGGACGCAGGUCCCGUGAGCGAGGAGGAGGUUUCCCUGCUCUUGGCCGACGUAGUGCCCACCACCAGCCGGCUUCAGCCACACGCAGGGAGGACCCGGGCCAUCGCCAGGACACGGCAGAGCGAGAGGGUCCGAGCGACGGUGAACCGGAACCGGAUCUCCACAGCCAGGAGGAUCCAGCACGUCCCGAGGUACCUCAUGUCUCCUCUGCUGGACGAGACCAUCGAAGCUGUGGCCGCUGGUCUGAGCACAGCUGUGUACCAGCACCCCGGGCCGCGAGCCCCUGCCCGUCGGAGGAGGAAAGCAGGAAGACGGAGGAAAGUGUCGGGAAGAAAGAAAACCCAGUCCAGAUCAUCUGUGAAGAGCAGGAGCUCGGGGACGAGGUCCAGGAAACGCCAGGGCCGCGUGAAGAAGAGUAAAGGGAAGAAGAUAAAGAAUGAAGCCACAGCUCGUUCCCGCAUCGCACGGACGCUGGGCCUCCGCAGGCCAGCCCAUGGAGCCUGCAUCCCCUCGGUGUACAAGCCUGCAGACCCCUCUCUGGGGCUGAUGCGUGCAGACAUCGGGGCAGCCUCUCUCUCCCUGUUUGGAGACCCUUAUGAGCUGGACCCCUUCGACAGUGAAGAGGCAUCUCCGAGCCCUGCUUCCCCUCUGAGCGUCAAGAGGAGGAUCCUGUCCCGGUCAGCCCUGCGGUCGCACCAGCCUGUGGCCAGGCCCGUCUCCAUGGGGCUCUGCAGGAGGAGCGCUCCCGCCAUGGCGCCCCAGCCGGAAGUGGAUGCGGACCCCGGCCCUGACCUGCUGGGAAGCAUCCUGUCGGGCCAGAGCUUCCUGAUGAUGAACGGCGCCGACAUCGUCAUCCACCGCGAUGGCUCCCUCAGCGCCAAGAGGGCAGCGCCAGUUUCUUUUCAGCGAAACUCAGUUGGUCCAUCCAGAGGGGCAGAAGGCGCCGGGUCUGGGGCCUGCCUGCAGCCCAGAGAGACUCAGUCAGGAAGCGGGCCAGAGAGCUUGGGGUCCAGCUGUCCAGGCAGGGCUACCCCAGGCACACCCCCGGCCCCGCCCACCCCCGCCCAUGUCCCUGAGCUCACGUUGGGGGCAGCUGUGAGACUGGACUCCUUGGUGACCCUUCAGUCAGGCCAGGCUCAGACCUUGUCCAGCGUGAGCGGACCCAGCUUAAAACAAAGUGACGGCCCCCAAUUUAACGGCGACAGCAAGCACCCUCCGCCUCUUAGGUCUGCGGCAUUGAAGACCUCGAAUGGUAGCUCUAACUCGCCUUCCGAGAGCACGGUGCUGGGACAGGCCCCGAGACCAGCUCCCAGGAGGACGGACAUCUCCGAGCUCCCCAGGAUACCAAAGAUCAGGAGAGACGACAGGCGGGUGGGCGAGGUCCCUGCCGGCGGGCAGAGAGUCGAGAUUCCCAGCUCCUGCAUCAGCCGGCUGACGGGCAGGGAGGGCCCCGGGCAGCCUGGCUGUGGCGCCAGGGCGGAGGGUGAGCCCAGCAGCAGGGGCGCUCAGGAGCCCAGCACGCGCUCGGGGGGCGGCCCCCAGCCCCCUGCCCCGCUGGGCCCCUCCCGGGGGAAGGGUGUCGGCUCCACCUUCGAGAGCUUCAGGAUCAACAUUCCUGGGAACACAGCCCAUUCCGGCAGAGUCCUCAGCCCCGGCUUCUGCAACACGUUCCGGCCUGUGGACAGCAAGGUGCAGAGAAGAGAGAGCCCUGUGCCCCUCUUCUCCGUCAGGAAGACGAAGCAGCUCAAGAGCGAGAUCUAUGACCCCUUCAACCCCACGGGCUCUGACUCCAGCUCGGCCAGCAGCAGCCCCGAGCACCCGGGCUCUGGCCUCCUGCCCUCUGAGAUCACGCGCACCAUCUCCAUUGACAGCCCCAAGGCCCCCGUGCUGCCGCCCGUGCGCUGCGUCACCUCCUACACAGUGCAGACCGGCAUGGGGAAGGAGCCCGAGCCCCCCCAGGGGCCCUGCGGCCUGCCCGAGCUCCAGGGCGAGGAGGGGCCCGUGGCACAAGCACAGAGGCCGUCCCCGCCAGAGCCCUGGGGGGACGAGGACCCACCACCCCGCAUCUCCUUCUUUGGCUCAGAGGGGCGGACGGUGACUUGUGUGACUGCGGCGGAGCCGGACGCCCCACCCAGUCCGGACGCCCUGCCCGCGACCACCCACAGGGUCGUGGAGCUGCGGUCCCCCACCCGUUCCCGCUCCAGGUCCAGCUCCCGCGGUGGGAAGAAAGCCCAGAGGCCGAGGGUCGCCACCAGGGAGCACCGGAGGGCCCGCUCAGGGUCCCGCUCGUCGCACUCGGGGGACAGGAGCUCGCGGUCUGCGUCGCCACCGGCAGGUGAGGACCAGGCCAAGAGGCACCGGCCCAAGGCCCGGGAUCGGAGGUCUUCCAGCGACCGCUCCAGCAGCCGCGAGCGCACCAAGCGGAGGAAGGCCAAGGACAAGAGCAGGGAGAGAAGGAGGGGCUCCUGGGGCCGAGGCCGGCGGAGGUCCCGCUCCCGCUCCGGCAGCCCCGGCAGCUCCUCCCACGAGCAUCGCGAGGGCAGGAGGAAGAAGAGGCGGAGGUCGGGGUCCCGGUCUCGGGGGAGGGAGUGCUCACCCCACAGCAGCCUGGAGAGAGCCCGGAGGCCCAGGCACCCCCGGGAGAGGAGGGAGCGGCCCGACAGGGAGAGUGCCGCGCGGCUCCGAGACAGGCGAGGCUCCUGGGAGAGGAGGCGGCGUAGGUCCAGGUCACCCAGCCCCGAGCACAGGCCCCGGGAGCACCGGCGGCCUCGGUCCCGUGAGAAGCGCCCACGGCCCCGCCCCCGCUCCCCGGAGAGGAAGUUGGCUCCGAAAGAGGCUUCUCCGGCACCCCUUCCCCAGGGGGAGCCCAGGCCGGACAGGGAGCCCCCGGCCAGGCCCCUGGCCUUGGCAGGAACAGACGCCUUGCUGGAGGGGUCCGAGGCCGACAAGCCCCCCACAAAGGUCCCCCCAGUCCUGGAGGUGCCAGCCGAGUACCCCCCUGAGGAUCUGGAUUACGGUGACUCCGUGGAGGCGGGGCACCUCUUCGAGGACUUUUCGAACGAAGCCAUCUUCAUGCAGCUUGAUGACAUGAGCUCCCCGCCCUCCCCGGAGAGCACGGACUCCUCCCCAGAGCGAAGCCUCUUGCCCAAGCCCACUGGGCCCCCGGCUGGCCAGCAGCAUGACGCUGGCCUGGCCGUGGCCAUCAUCCGCAGGGAGGUGUCUCGGAUCCACGGUGAAGAUGUGGCGCAGCCUCUGCCCAGGAUGGAGGGCCCUCGAGAGGAGCACUUGCUCCAGCAGGACGCGGCCGAGGCAGCCACAGCUCCCUGCGCUCUGGGAGGCCAAGCCAUGGGCGGGGCGCCUGCGGGGAAGGAGGAGGGUCCCUCUCAGAACCCCCUGCUGCGGGCUAAGGCGCUGGUGAAGAGAGUCACCUGGGACCUCCAGGAGGUGGAGAGCGGUGCCCCGGCUGAGGACAGAGGCCUGCGGACGCCGCUUCGCAGGCCGCAGAGGCCCCGGGAAACCGAGGACGCGGGCCCCGUGGCUGCGCUCCAGCAGGCUCCCUUCUCUGAGCCCCCUCCCCCUGGUUAUGUGCUUCCAGAGCCUGGCUUUCCUGAUGCUGACCCUUCUCAGGUACAGAGCCUGAACCUGCCCCCCACCCCGGCUCUGCCUUCGAGUGUCCCACCAUACGCACCUGUCAGCCAGCCCGCGGUCCAGUUCCUCUUGCAGGGGAGCCUGCCCCUGAUGGGCUGCGGGGUGGCCCAGAGCCCGGCCCCGGUGCCCACCGUCCUGACUGCAGCCUCAGAGCCGGCUGGUCAUGCUGCCACUGUGACCACCGCCGCUGCCAACAGCUCCGAGGAGAGAACAGCUGCUCCCAGGCCAGCCUCGGAGAAGACCAAGAACGAGGAGUACAUGAAGAAGCUGCACGUGCAGGAGCGGGCUGUGGAGGAGGUGAAGCUGGCCAUCAAGCCCUUCUACCAGAAGAGGGAGGUGACAAAGGACGAGUACAAGGACAUUCUGCGCAAGGCCGUGCAGAAGAUCUGCCACAGCAAGAGUGGGGAGAUCAACCCCGUGAAGGUGGGCAACCUGGUGAAGGCCUACGUGGACAAGUACAGGCAUAUGCGCAGACACCGGCGGGCCGAGGCCGGUGAGGAGCCGCCUGCCCAGGGUGCCGAGGGCUGAGGCUUGCCCGGGGCCCUUCUGGCUGGAGUAGCCGAAGCAGAAAACUCCGGGCCACUCGCCCUCCCGUUUCCAGGGUUCCUGUGAUCGCACGUGGUCUGUGCACCUGUCUUGCUCACAGUUUAAAACUGGACUUUUAUAUGUAUAUUAUAGACACACACUGUUCCCAUUGUGUUCUAAUUUAUCAAAAACGGAUUAUCUUUAGAAA